AGCUUUGGCUCCAGCACAAGCUCCGUCCCCCGGUGUGCGCCGUGGUGCGCCGUGGCGCCGUGCUUCGCCGGAGCUGAUGGCCACUCGCCGGAAAGGGCCUCCCACGAAGCUCAGCAGCGACGCCAAGAAGGAACUCUCCGUGGUGGUGCCCACCUACAACGAGACAGAGAACCUGCGUCCACUGUGCGAGCGGCUCUUUGCAGCGUGCAAGGCCGCCGGCCUCACCAUCGAGUUAGUGGUGGUGGACGAUGAAAGUGAAGGCAGUGAGGAAACUGAAAAGAUCGCCAAGGCCCUGGCCUCCGAAGGCUAUGCGGUGCGCAUCCAUUGCCGAAAGAAGGCGGAGGGGCGCGGCCUGAGCAGCGCAGUUCUGCUAGGUUUCGGAAUGGCAAAAUAUGCUACCCUGCUGUGCAUGGAUGCGGAUCUGCAACAUGAACCCGAGAGUGUCCCAGACGUGGCCAAACCUGUCCUUGAAGGUUCCGCGGAGUUCGCCAUUGGCUCGCGACACGUGGAGGGCGGUGGAUUGGGCUUCGAAUGGUCCAUGCUUCGAAGAGUGGUCAGCAGCGGCGCAAAGAUGUUAGCCUGGUUCCUCGCACCCUCUACAGAUCCUCUCAGCGGCUUCUUCUGUGUCAGUAAGGAGGUCUUGAAGCGUGGCGAGGGGAAGCUGAACCCCAUCGGCUUCAAGAUCGCCCUAGAAGUCAUGGUGCGAUGUCGGUGUAAACCCAUCCAGGACGUAGGAAUCCAGUUUCAGGAGAGGAAUGCUGGCGAAAGCAAGCUCUCCGCAAAUCAGUACAAGUUAUACCUGGAGCAACUCUUUAGUUUGUACAUGGCCACUUAUGGCCCUCUGAUCGUGUUGCUGGUGAUCCUCAUUUUGCUCCUGCUGUCGGCCAAUCCCAGACGUGGUGGGUACAUGGCUUUGACGAGUUUAUUGCCGACGCCGAGAAAGCUCACGGGCUGACGUCGAACGUCGGUGCUGCGUCGGUAGCGAUGGCCAGAGGGUCCAAGUCGCGUCGAUUGUCGCGUCGCUUCUCCGCGAGCCAUG
This is a messenger RNA of Cladocopium goreaui, 1039 nucleotides long. Lineage: Eukaryota; Dinophyceae; Suessiales; Symbiodiniaceae. The record is from the annotation of a GenBank genome assembly.